This is a messenger RNA of Callorhinchus milii (elephant shark), 2040 nucleotides long. Its product is annotated as meprin A subunit beta-like. Gene Ontology annotation, molecular function: protein binding; zinc ion binding; metalloendopeptidase activity. The record is from RefSeq and is a predicted model, not a curated record. Bases 1 to 2040 code for a protein of 679 amino acids. Gene Ontology annotation, cellular component: membrane. The transcript is spliced from 12 exons. Gene Ontology annotation, biological process: proteolysis. NCBI's taxonomy places the organism in Eukaryota, Metazoa, Chordata, Chondrichthyes, Chimaeriformes, Callorhinchidae.
AUGUUGUUCCUCUUCUCCGCAGACCUGGGGCUGAAUCUCCUAGAGGGCGACAUUAAAGUUAACAAGGCAUCCCACAGAAGGAAGGUUGGGUUUGGCCUGUGGCCAAAGACCAUCCCAUACUACAUGGAGAAUAAUCUAGAACUGGGUAUCAAAGGUCUUAUCAUGAAAGCUUUUGAACAGUACCGUCUGAAAACCUGCAUUGAUUUUAAACCUUGGGCAGGAGAGAGAAACUACAUCUCAUUUCAAGAUAGUGAUGGGUGCUGGUCCUUCAUUGGCAACCAACAAAGAGGGAAACAGAAUGUGUCACUUCAGCUGAGCUGUAACGAGAUUGGCAUCGUAGAGCACGAGAUCCUUCAUUUCCUGGGAAUGAUUCACGAGCAAUCCAGAGAUGAUCGUGACGACUACAUCACAGUCAUUUGGGAUCAAAUUCAAACUGACAAAGUCCAUAAUUUCAACAAAUUCAGUGCAACACUUAUGUCUAAGCUGAACGUACCGUAUGACUACAUGUCUGUGAUGCAUUAUGGUGGCACCGCAUAUUCCAAAGACAAUAACCUCACCAUACUCACCAAAAUCCCGGAAUUCAACAUGUUGAUCGGGCAACGCAUGGAACUCAGUGAUCAGGAUGUUCAGAAAGUCAAUCAACUGUACAACUGCACCUCUUCGCUCACCUUUUUAGACAGUUGUGAUUUUGAAGAGCCAAACAUUUGCAGCAUGCGUGAGACCAACUACAACAAAGGGAACAAGUGUAACGGUUUUGGCAACUUCAUGUAUUUCGACACCAGCACAGGGAACAUAGGAGAUCGAGGCUUUUUGAAAACCAGGACAUAUCUCCCGAAGAGAACAUUUCAGUGCUUGCAAUUCUACUAUUACAAAAAUGGGAGUGAAGAGGAUCAGCUGAACGUUUGGGUCAAAAUAUAUGACAAGAUUAACAGACGUGUUAACUCAACAAACGUCCAAACUAUUGGAGGCACAGAGUUCGGCUUUUGGCAGCUUCACCACAUCAGCCUGAACGCCACCAGACCAUUCCGCAUCGUCUUCGAAGGAGUGAAAGGCAGCAACAAUUCGAGCGGAGGCAUCUCCAUCGACAAUGUGAACCUGUCAGAAACCAAGUGCCCCACCCACAUGUGGCACAUCACAGAUUUCAACAGACUAUUGAGAACGAGCCCCUCAGGGAAAGACGGAAGAAUCUUUAGUCCCAAAUAUUACUCCAGCGAUGGAUAUGCUUUUCAAAUUGUGCUGUUUGUGAACGGUACAAAGCAUAUCCCGUAUCACCUCUCUGUCUUUCUGUUUCUAAUCAGCGGACUUUACGAUAACAGCCUGCAAUGGCCUUGUCCUUGGAAGCAAGUCACCAUAUCUCUCAUGGACCAGCAUCCAGAUAUCCGACACCGUAUGUCUAACCAACGCAGCAUUAUUAUGGAUCCCGAGGAUGUCAUAGACACAGGUAAUCAAACAUUCGCGAGAUGGGAUAGACCGGAUAAAGUAGGAACACGGAUAAAGGGCCCUGAUGGCAUUGAAUAUCGCAUUGGGGAAGGAAAAGGGUCAUCGAUGUACAUAUCCCACCAGAGACUGAGAAGCAGAGACUUUAUUAAGGAAGGCAAUGUUUUUUUCCUUUUAACCUGGGAAGACAUAUCGCACCUUUUAACAUAUCAAUCCAAACCCUCACCACCUACACCCACCGUGCCUCCAGGCUCCAAACCAAAUGUUUCUGUGUUGUGCGUUGAUUUUGAAUGUCAGAACGGUGGUGUCUGCAUUGUGGCAAAUGGGAAACCUGUUUGCAGGUGCCCAGCGGGCAAUGGUUGGUGGUUUUCGGGCAAAUACUGUAAUAUGUACGGGAAGAAAGAGGACGCCAUUAUAAUGGCAGUGUCCUCAGCCUUUACUGUGUUCAUACUAAUGGUGGUGUGCACACUGGUCAUCAGCCUCUCCCUAAAGCAGAAAUACCAGAAGGAAAUGAGAAAAAAUAAACAAGGAAAAAUAUUUAUAAAUGUGAGUAUUUACAACUUUAUUCGUCAAAUAUUUGGAGUCCAGCAGCAUAUUGGUUAG